AUGUGUUGUGUGACAUUGCAACGACGUGCAUUGAACGAACUACUUUAUAUUUCACGUCCACCAUUUCUUAUUCCAAUUUUUCGUGCACCAACUACAACAUCAACAACAAUAAGACCAACAACAACAACAAUAGAUACAACAACUACAAGUACAUAUAAAAUCUUAUCAACUAUUUCAAUACAAAAACGUUUAAAAGGUGAUUUUAUUAGUACUACUUUACCUUCAAAUAUGAUUAGUCAACGUAUAUUUGAAAAUCUUGUUUUAACAAAUACGAUUGUGGCUGCAUUUUGUAUUGUUCUUAUGGUAACAAUAACUGGAUUUCUUAUUUUUCUUCUUAUACCAUCAAUUCGACGUCGAUGGUUAAAUAAUGAUAAACCAAAUAAUGAAAGAAAAUUUGAUGAUUUACCAACAUUAAGUCGACAACCAUCAUUUCAUCAUUUUACAUUAGGUCCAUCUCGAUUUAAUCCAAUGUUUGAACCAACAACGGGUACAACUACAACAACAACUCAAUUUGGAACAUUAUUUCAACCUCAUACAACAACAGCUACUUUACUUCAUCCAACCAUUUGGACAUCAAUGUCUCCAACAUCUCUUGUUUCAACUCCUAUUCCAGCUCAACAACAGCAACAACAACAACAACAACUACAACAACAAUUACAACAACAACAUAUAGUAUCAACACCACCAUCAUCUCUAAAAGUAAAACAACCAUCACCAACAUCAACAACUUCAUCAGCUGCAGCAGCACGACCACCAUUACCAUCACAUCCUCCGACAACAAUGCAACGAUCACCAAGAAAACGAUGA
Molecule: messenger RNA, 807 nt
Organism: Adineta steineri
Lineage: Eukaryota; Metazoa; Rotifera; Eurotatoria; Adinetida; Adinetidae
Source: the annotation of a GenBank genome assembly